AUGGACUCGAACGCAACGGCAGAGGCCCCCUCCCUCCCUUGGAGGGCUUUAUCCAACACAACAAUGUGGGGAGUGGCGGGUCUAUGUCGUGGUUUCCUUUCGGUUUUCUGUCAUGCAGAAUGUCACGGGAAAGAAACAUUCACGGAGCUGUUAGACUCUCGGCAUGACGUUUCGCAACGGACACGAGGAUUGAUUACAGUAUCCAAUCACAUUAGCGUAAUGGAUGACCCGUUACUAUGGGGUAUUUUGCCUCCGCGAUUUUGGAAUAAGCGGUGGUCUUUUGGAAGCUACGAUAUUUGUUAUCAGACAAGACCACUGGCACUCUUCUUCACUAUGGGACAGGUCCUGCCCACUCACCGUUCCGCGCAUUCUACAUUCGGUGGCCUAGCUCAACCCGCUAUCACUGAGGCUAUUCGCUUGUUAUCGAAGGGUCCUUUCCCCGUUGACCACCACCGCGCCAAACCUGAACGUCAGCGCUGGAGCUUGCACAAUGUCUGUGUCGAUCCCUUCUCGGACCUCUCAGUCGCCUAUACAACCGAUGGCAAGGACUCACACAUCGCACCUACCGCAUACUCCUGCAACUCGAAUUCGUGGGUUCAUAUCUUCCCCGAAGGCAAGAUUCACCAGUCACCACGAAAGACCAUGCGCUAUUUCAAGUGGGGAAUCGCACGGCUCAUUUUAGAGCCCAAAGAGUGUCCGGAUGUGGUUCCGAUGUGGAUUGAAGGCUUCGACGAUGUCAUGCACGAGAGUCGCGAAUUCCCGCGAUUCCUUCCUCGGCCUGGCAAAGAUGUUAGCGUUACCUUUGGCUCCAAGGUGGACUCGGAUGUCGUAUUUGGGGAAAUGAGAUCUCGGUGGCAGAAGCUGAAAGCGAAGGUCGCAAAGAGCCACCCCGAUUCCCGAGAUCUGCCCCUGGGUGUGCUAAGUGAUGAACUGCUGAAUGAUAAAGAAGCUGUCGAGCUACGCAAAGAGGUCACCUUGAAGAUCAGGAACCUUGUCUUGGACGUUCGCCGAUCGCGCGGAUUGCCCGAUGAGGACCCGAAGGAGGGCCUGGUGGAUACCUGGCUGGAAGAGGGUGCCCAACGUGAGGGCCAUAUGAAGGACGAUUCCUGGGUUCGGGACAUCUGA
Messenger RNA from Penicillium samsonianum, 1125 nucleotides. RefSeq names its product tafazzin. Gene Ontology annotation, biological process: inner mitochondrial membrane organization; cardiolipin acyl-chain remodeling. Gene Ontology annotation, cellular component: mitochondrial membrane. The record is from RefSeq and is a predicted model, not a curated record. Bases 1 to 1125 code for a protein of 374 amino acids. Gene Ontology annotation, molecular function: 1-acylglycerophosphocholine O-acyltransferase activity. Lineage: Eukaryota; Fungi; Ascomycota; Eurotiomycetes; Eurotiales; Aspergillaceae. The transcript is spliced from 4 exons.